AUGCCCUCCAACGAACAGUCUUUUCUUAAUUAUCCUCCAGCACUUGAGGGCCCAGAGGUGCCGUACAAAUAUGAAGACCAGGUCCUGCCGGUCUUCCGCGGCACGCCUCUAGCCAUCGGCGCUACAUUGAUCCAUAAUAUCGGAUUUAUCCAAAGCUAUUUCUGGCGCAAUGCUGGUUUUAGUGUUAUUCGUGAAAUCUCCCAUCUGGGCCAGUACGCCGGCCGCUAUGAUCCAACCGUCAUCCCGGUCGACAACACCAACCAGUCCGAGUCGGCGGCGAAAGCGAUGUCUGCUAUUGUCGAGCGCAGAAAGGGAGACCACGGGUACUAUACUUCUGCGGACUACCACGCGCUCUACUCGUCGGGGGAGCUGACCCCGACCACUGUCAUCGAGACGCUAUUGCCCCUGGUCCGACGUGAUACCCAGCCGCCCGGGAAACACUCAAUUGCCUUCCUUGAGUCUCAAGCCGAAUUGAUUCGUGCAGCAGCGGAAGAAUCUACGGAGCGAUACAAGAAGGGCCAAUCGUUGGGUCCACUCGACGGUGUGCCGGUCGCAGUGAAGGAUGAGGUGCACCUCACGGGGUAUAAGCGCACGCUAGGCUCAAAGCUGGAUUUCAAGCAUGGUACUGAUGCAACAUCAUGGUGUGUGAGGAAAUGGCUGGACGCCGGAGCUAUAGUCAUCGGGAAAACAUCCAUGCAUGAGAUUGGACUGGACACAAACAACAAUAAUCCCAACUAUGGAACACCUAGAAACCCCCACAAUAAGGAGUACUAUUGUGGCGGUUCCUCCGGUGGCUCCGGAUAUGCUGUCGGAGCGGGCCUUGUACCCAUUGCACUUGGCGCAGACGGCGGAGGCUCAAUUCGUAUCCCGUCGUCGUUUUGUGGUAUCUGGGGCCUGAAACCUUCGCAUGGCCGUGUGUCCGGUGCGCCAUCUCAAAGCCUUGCGCCCACUGUUGGUGUUAUCGGUCCUAUGGCUGCCAGCAUCGAUGACCUCGCUCUCGCCUAUCGCAUCAUGGCCACUCCGGCACCAGCCUCAGAAGACCCGAUUUCAUCGCAGUUCCCCUAUCCUUCUCCCCCGCACCCUGACACCAAAAGGACGAAGACAAUUGGUAUUGUCCGCGACUGGAUUGACCGCGCCGAGGGGCCUGUGCGCGCUGUAAUUGAUCGGGCGCUCGACUACUACCGCGAGCAAGGCUACGAUGUCAUCGAUAUCACAAUUCCUUACCUGCCCGAAGGCCAGCGUGCCCACGCUCUUACCAUCAUGGCGGAGAUCGCAUCUGGCGUUGAUGCAAGCAAGAUCCGACAGCUCACAGCCCCGAACAAGGUGCUUGUCUCCAUGGGCAUGUACCAGAUCACCGCACAGGACUUGCUCGCCUCCCAGCGGCUGCGCAAUCUCCUCAUGACGCAUCUUGCGCAUCUCUUCAAGACUCACCCCGGGCUGCUCAUCGUCUCGCCUACAACACCCAUCCCUGGAUGGCAUAUUGAUGGUGGUGAGGCGGACUUGUCUCGCGGUUUGUCAGAUGCCAAAUCAUCUGUGCGCAAUAUGGAAUAUGUUUGGCUGGCCAACUUUACUGGCUGCCCUUCUAUCAGUUGUCCUGCUGGUUACACCCCCGAUGGCGGUGUGCCUAUCGGUGUGAUGGCUAUGAGCGAAUGGGGUACUGAGGAAGAGCUGAUCGCCUUUGCUCGAGAUGGAGAGCCUAUUUUGGACCUUCCUAGUAGCAGUUCUUCGCUCGAGGAAAAUGAAAUUGCCUCGGCAAGCAAGGGCCUGCGGACUCCUUCUGACGACCUCUCUGUGUGGGAAGAUAUUAUCGCACAGGCCAAGAAGAAGACAUCCAACUAA
Penicillium samsonianum is the source of this 1839-nucleotide messenger RNA. Its product is annotated as amidase. The transcript has 3 exons. The coding region runs from base 1 to 1839 and encodes 612 amino acids. NCBI's taxonomy places the organism in Eukaryota, Fungi, Ascomycota, Eurotiomycetes, Eurotiales, Aspergillaceae. Gene Ontology annotation, molecular function: catalytic activity. The record is from RefSeq and is a predicted model, not a curated record.